This is a messenger RNA of Triticum dicoccoides, 2138 nucleotides long. Its product is annotated as probable amino acid permease 7. Bases 431 to 1807 code for a protein of 458 amino acids. Lineage: Eukaryota; Viridiplantae; Streptophyta; Magnoliopsida; Poales; Poaceae. The transcript is spliced from 7 exons. The record is from RefSeq and is a predicted model, not a curated record.
CUGGCCUGCGUAUCUCCGGCGGUCCAGCUUCACUAAUUCGGGCAAGGGAAAAAGUUACGGGAUCCGCGUCCAAAAGAAGCGGACAGAAUCGCGACGGCGACGGCACCAAAGAUUCACGCACGCACUGGUCCGCGGAGGUUCACCGGCAUGGCGAUGCCUGUCUCACUCCCGUCUCGUCUCCGCUAGCUCCUUCUCCACCCGCUCGCCACGAACCAGCUGACAGUCAAAACCGAUUGAGAAAGGGGCAACCUACCCGCUACGUCCCCGCGGGACCCACGCACCCACAGUCGCUACGUGCUCGAUCGCUCCGGUCGUGUGCCGCCGUAUAGCUCCGCGGUUCUUGGCUGAACCCCAUUAAUUCUUCCAGUCUCUUCCCGUGGAAGCGGCGCGAAGCUUGGCUUAGGGCGAGCCUCUGCGCGGUGCCGGGGCAAUGGCGGUGCAGCACUCCCUCCAGGUGAUCGACGGCCGGUGCGACGACGACGGGAGCCCGCCCCGGACCGGGACCGAGUGGACGUGCGCGGCGCACAUCAUCACGGCGGUGAUCGGGUCCGGGGUGCUGUCGCUGGCCUGGGGCGUGGCGCAGCUGGGGUGGGUGGCCGGGCCGGCGUGCAUGCUGUGCUUCGCCGUCGUCACCUACGUCUCCGCCUCCCUCCUCUCCGACUGCUACCGCUGCCAGGACGCCGAGAAGGGGCCCAGGAACCGCUCUUACAUGGACGCCGUCCGCGUCUACCUCGGCAAGAAGCAGACCUGGGCUUGCGGCUCGCUGCAGUACCUGAGCCUGUACGGCUGCAGCGUCGCGUACACCUUCACCACCGCCACUAGCAUCAGGGCGAUCCUGAAGGCCAACUGCUACCACGCGCACGGGCACGACGCGCCCUGCAGCUUCGACGGCAGCUACUACAUGCUCAUGUUCGGCGGGGUGCAGCUCCUCCUCUCCUCCAUCCCGGACUUCCACGACAUGGCGUGGCUCUCCGUCGUCGCCGCGGUCAUGUCUUUCUCCUACGCCUUCAUCGGCCUCGGCCUUGGCCUCGCCAGCACCAUCUCUAACGGCGUCAUCAAAGGGAGCAUAACGGGCGUCCCAAUGAAAACCCCUGUCGCCAAGGUAUGGCGCGUCUCACAGGCCAUCGGCGACAUUGCGUUCGCGUACCCGUACUCCUUGAUCCUCCUAGAAAUUCAGGACACCCUCAAGUCGCCACCGGCCGAGAACAAGACGAUGAAGAAGGCGUCCAUCAUCUCCAUCCUGGUCACCACCUUCUUCUACCUCUGCUGCGGCUGCUUCGGCUACGCCGCCUUCGGGAACGACGCGCCGGGGAACCUCCUCACCGGCUUCGGCUUCUACGAGCCCUACUGGCUCAUCGACUUCGCCAACGCCUGCAUCAUCCUCCACCUGCUCGGCGGCUACCAGGUGUACAGCCAGCCGAUCUACCAGUUCGCGGACAGGCACUUCGCGGAGCGGUACCCGGGGAGCGGGUUCGUGAACGACUUCCACACGGUGAAGGUGCCGCUGCUGCCGGCCUACAGGGUGAACCUGCUGCGGGUGUGCUUCCGGACGGCGUACGUGGCGAGCACGACGGCCGUGGCCAUCUUCUUCCCCUACUUCAACGAGAUCCUGGCGCUGCUGGGCGCGCUCAACUUCUGGCCGCUGGCCAUCUACUUCCCCGUGGAGAUGUACUUCAUCCAGCGGAAGGUGCCCCGCUGGUCCACCCGGUGGCUCGUCCUCCAGGGCUUCAGCACCGUCUGCCUGCUCGUCAGCGCCUUCGCGCUCGUCGGCUCCAUCCAGGGGGUCAUCACCCAGAAGCUAGGCUAGUAAUAGUGUAGUAUCUUCGGGCUGGGAUUGGGUUGCUCCUUUCUACUACUAGUGUGUCAUAGCGACUGGGGAGCAUUAGGUUUCUCCCUCCGUGCUGAUGAACAAGCAUGUUGUAUCUGCUGGACCGCAGUGGCACGCCGUUUUCAGUGCCUUCGUUUCUUGGCCGUGGCUGAUGCAUCGGACUGAAACCUGUACACAUGUUAGAUUGCCAGGUUACUUGAGUUGAGGAGAAUGUUGGCAAUCCUGUCCCGUGCAGCGCGAUGUGCAGUUGCAUAAUUCAGAACUUGACUGAUUGCUCAGCGUUGCCUGGUCAUUCAGCAUGCAUAAAACA